This is a messenger RNA of Quercus lobata, 1065 nucleotides long. RefSeq lists its product as uncharacterized. Gene Ontology annotation, molecular function: nucleic acid binding; zinc ion binding. The record is from RefSeq and is a predicted model, not a curated record. NCBI's taxonomy places the organism in Eukaryota, Viridiplantae, Streptophyta, Magnoliopsida, Fagales, Fagaceae. The transcript has a single exon. Bases 1 to 1065 code for a protein of 354 amino acids.
AUGAAAAAUUUGCUGAGAAGGGAAAAUUCCCCAAGUUUUAGAAAGGAGAAAAAGGACGUCAAGAGGAAAGAUGGGAAGGAGUCUCAAUCCUUUCAAGGAAUCACGUGCUUCAAAUGCAACGGACAUGGACAUCUCAAGAAAGAGUGUCCCAAUUAUUUGAGAGGGAAUGGCAAGGUGUAUGCCACUACUCUUAAUGAUUCAGACUCUUCCAAUUUAGAUUCGGAAGGAAGCUAUGAUGGAGAAGGGAACUACUCCUCCUUUAUGACCAUUGCUCUCGUUGAAUCUUCAGAUUACUUGAGUUUGAUAGUGGAAGAGCUUGGGGAGCACACUAUAGUGGAAUCAAUGGGAGUAGUAGAAGAAUCCAAUGUUGAGGAUGAUGAAAGAACAGUGGGACUGCAAGAAACAUACUAUUCCCUCCUUGAGAAGUCAGGAGAAUAUGCAAGAGUGGCUAAGGCAGCCAUUAAAAAGAUGAAAAGGGUAGAGGAAGAUUAUAAAAGUCUUCUAGUGCAAUAUAAGGAGACCAAAUGUGAAAUGGAGACACUGAACGGACAGUUAACCGAAGGUUAUUCAAAAAUCAAAUUCCUUAUCCUUGAGGUGAUUCAAGCGAAUGCUAAAGUAGAGCGGGUUUCCUCCAAGAAGCUUGAUGAUGUACUUGCUCAUCAAAAACCAUUCUUCGAUAGAAGCGGAUUGGGAUGCAUCGGAGAGAGCAAUUCGGUUGCUAAUAUAUCCAAGGAAAUGAAGUUUGUGAAAGCCAAGGAACUAAUGGUAGCUACCACUACUGUUGAGAAAGUGAAGGUGGAGAAGAAGCGGAAUGUGACUAGCCAAAGGUUAUUGACUAAGCCUCCUAACCAAUCAGUGGUCAAAUUUAAGGGUAAAGGGAAAUCUCUCCCAAAAUCACAAAGAGGUCCGAGAACUCAACAUUUCUGCCAUCAUUGUGGAAUUCAAGGACACACCAGACCCAAUUGUCAUAAGCUUCAAGCAUUGAAGAAUUCAAGUGCUCAAAGGUCGAGAGGACCAAAACAUGGCAAAGGGAAUCAAAUGUUCAAGAAGGUGAUCCUAGAGUGA